AUGCCGUCUUUCACAUUAAGCAAGCUGUGCAAAAAGCUUUCGUUUUCUGCACUCCAAGCAUUAGUUCUCUUCAAUUCCCUCCAUAAAUCCCUCAAAACUCUUCAAAAUUUCCUAAUUCACGGAUCGCAUCUUUUGAUCUUCACCUGCCAUGAUGAUGCUUAGAAUCCGUAGCCGAGACGGCCUUGAGCGCGUCUCCGUCGACAACUCCAACAUUACCGUUUCCCAGCUCAAAACCCUAAUUAAAAACCAGCUUCAAAUUCCAAUUCAUAACCAAACCCUGUCUACUAACCAAAACCUACUCUUGGCCAAAACCCCUUCUGAUCUCCUCAAAUUCUCUGACAUGUCUGACCCCAAUACCCCUCUGUCUGCCCUCAACUUUGUGCAUGGCUCUAUUGUCUUCUUGGCCUAUGAGGGCGAGAGGACCAUAGCUGGACCCGCUAUUCAUCCCGCUGGAUCCUUCGGCCGCAAGAUGACUAUGGAUGACCUAAUUGCCAAACAAAUGCGAGUUACCAGACAAGAAAAUCCUCAUUGUGAUUCGGUGUCUUUCGAUCGGGAAUGUGCCAAUGCAUUCCAGCAGUAUGUUAACGAGACGCUUGCAUUUGCUGUGAAAAGGGGCGGGUUUAUGUAUGGAACGGUGUCUGAGGAAGGGAAAGUGGAAGUGAAUUUUAUAUAUGAGCCGCCCCAGCAGGGCACAGAGGAAAUUCUCAUGCUUUUAAGGGAUCCCCAUGAAGAGAAUUUGGUGGAUGCGAUCGCAGCGGGUUUAGGGAUGAGGAGAGUGGGGUUUAUAUUUACACAGACGAUAACGCAGGACAAGAAAGAUUACACUUUGUCCAACAGAGAGGUUCUGCAGGCUGCAGAACUGCAUGCAGAGAGUGAGUUGAAGGAGUGGGUGACAGCAGUGGUGAAACUGGAAGUGAAUGAAGAUGGUGGAGCCGAUGUGCAUUUUGAGGCGUUUCAGAUGAGUGAUACUUGUAUUAAACUGUUUAAGGAAAAGUGGUUUGAGACAGAGAUUGGGGAGGAUAUGGAUCCUAAGUUGUCAAAAAUGAAUAAGGAUGUUGUUGUUGGAGGAAAGGAUGUUAGGGAGGUUGAUAAUGAUUUUUUCUUGGCCGUAGUUAAGAUUCUCGAUCAUGCGGGUCCUCUUUCAUCAUCUUUUCCCAUUGAGAAUAGGAUCAACCAAGUGACAGAGAGGGCGUUGAAGAAUCAUCUGGACCGUACAAAGAAUCUUCCAUUUGUGAAAAGAAUUUCUGAUUUUCAUCUGCUGCUCUUUGUGGCCAGGUUUCUAGAUCUCAAUGAUGUUCCUGCAUUAGCAGAGUGUGUGCAAACACAGGCAACAGUCCCAGAAGGUUACCAACUCAUAAUUGUUUCCAUGGCAAAUGCUUCUUGAACUGCACAGAUACAUACAGACAAAAUCGCAAAACCUGGAACUAUGCAUUUGGUUAAAUUGGGCCCUGGAGCAAUCUGAAUUUAUUUGUGCUGCCACUUGGUGGCAAGGAGGGGCACAGAUGCCCCAGCAACUUAAAUUACACAAUGUCUAUAUGUACUGCCAGUUUAUCUAUUUAAAUUAAGGUGUCCGGGAUUUGAUGUUUA
This is a messenger RNA of Hevea brasiliensis (rubber tree), 1587 nucleotides long. Its product is annotated as NPL4-like protein 1. NCBI's taxonomy places the organism in Eukaryota, Viridiplantae, Streptophyta, Magnoliopsida, Malpighiales, Euphorbiaceae. Bases 149 to 1384 code for a protein of 411 amino acids. The record is from RefSeq and is a predicted model, not a curated record. Gene Ontology annotation, biological process: ubiquitin-dependent protein catabolic process. Gene Ontology annotation, molecular function: ubiquitin protein ligase binding; ubiquitin binding. The transcript is spliced from 2 exons. Gene Ontology annotation, cellular component: nucleus.